AUCUAAGGUAAUGCCACCAAACGCUCAUGAGUCCUCCAGCAGGUUGCAUUUCCGAAUCUAAUGCCUCAUGCCUCGGCAGGUUGGUCAAUGAAACGAGUCAUUGUGGUGGGGUACUUGAAUUGGCAAUCCGCUGAAUGCAUCAGGAAGAGUCUUAGGGCAGUGGCUCUGAGCUCAGAGGACGGCAUCAAGUCACCUUAAGGGAAUUCCGAGAGUUGAAUGAUCCCCUGUUCUGAAGUUUGUGAACUUCACUCAAGAUUCAUGGCUGGAAUACCUCCCAUGGGCCCAUAACAAUUGAUAUUUUGGGGUGAGCCACUCAGCCAAACGCAAAAUCUUUCGAUGAAUUGGUCGCGGUGCAAACGACCCCAUGACGAAUGGUAGCUGAAGAUGUCAUACCGGGCAGACGAAACUUCCACCCCGUGCCCAUUUUGCCUCCUCGGUGUCCCGCUUCUCCUGUAAAAUCAUUGAUCGACUUAGCUAGAAAGGGCCAAAGAGGUGAGAGGCUCCAUCUUGGUUCCUUGAAUAUGGAGCUUUGAUCUUGCGUGAAACUUGGCUAGAAAACAAUGCUCAUCGACCUCCCAAACUAAGUAAAAC
This is a messenger RNA of Colletotrichum acutatum, 591 nucleotides long. RefSeq lists its product as uncharacterized. The record is from RefSeq and is a predicted model, not a curated record. Bases 372 to 533 code for a protein of 53 amino acids. Lineage: Eukaryota; Fungi; Ascomycota; Sordariomycetes; Glomerellales; Glomerellaceae. The transcript has a single exon.